Exophiala viscosa is the source of this 1925-nucleotide messenger RNA. RefSeq lists its product as uncharacterized. NCBI's taxonomy places the organism in Eukaryota, Fungi, Ascomycota, Eurotiomycetes, Chaetothyriales, Herpotrichiellaceae. Gene Ontology annotation, cellular component: Golgi apparatus. Gene Ontology annotation, molecular function: small GTPase binding. The coding region runs from base 57 to 1808 and encodes 583 amino acids. The record is from RefSeq and is a predicted model, not a curated record. Gene Ontology annotation, biological process: endoplasmic reticulum to Golgi vesicle-mediated transport; Golgi organization. The transcript has 4 exons.
UUUUUACAAUUGAACCCCAAGCUACGCUUCGAUGUCCGGACAAGGGGAGCUACUGAAUGUCGUCAACUAAUAUGUCCUCGAUGCCCUCAGGAGACCAGAAAUCGAAGAAAAAGAAAAAGUCCAAGAAGAAAGGUACAGGGACUAACAACGCGCCGACCCCAACGCCCGCGACGCCAGCAGAUACAGACACGCAAGAGGUCACCGAAUCUCCUAUAGACGCAAAAGAAGUACCAGAGGAAGACGAUGAGUCCGAGCAAGAAGAAGUCACCGUCGCCACACCUGCUCCAGCACAACAACUUCCAGUGGACGAACCCCCGAUAGCACAACAACCGGAAGAAACACCAACAGCACAACCACACGCAACACAGCCGCCCGAUCUCACCAGCACCAUAACAAAUGGCGUCGCCAAAGCCACGCUCGAAGAUGCUGACGAAAACGAAAACGACGCCGCAGCGCGUUUCGAUGCCCUCGUGGCAGACCGUGACGCUCUCCGGCACGAAGUGACCGAACUCCGCAAAUCUCUCGAGUCCCUACAGUCCAAACAUGAAUCCGAGAUCGAGACGCUCCAAGAGAACCUGUCGGACGCACAAGCCGAGAAAGAGAGUGCUGAAGAACAAUAUCAGAACCUCCUAGGCAAAGUCAACACGAUCCGGUCACAACUAGGCGAGCGGCUGAAAGCAGAUGCAGAAGAUCUGUCCCAAGCGCGCACCCGCAUCGACGAACUCGAAGAACAAAAAGCCGAACUCCAACAACAAUACACAGCACGCGCGUCCGAGGUCGACGAACUCACGGCCCACAAUGCAGACCUUAACGCGAAAACAGCAGAACAAGCGAAAGAGCUCUCCAGUCUGCGCAACCGCCUCACACUCUCGCAGCAGAACUGGCUGAAAGAGAAAGAUGAGCUCAUCGAGCAAGAAGCGUACCUCCGUGAAGAAUUCGAGUCCGCCAAACAAGCCAUGCACGACUGGGAGGUGCUCGCCAUGGAAGAACGGACACUCCGCCGCGAUCUCAGCGAUCGAACAUCAGAUCUGGAAGAGCAACUGGCCACUCUACGCGAAGCUUAUGAAAAAGUCUCGGCCGACCGUGACGCGAACUCGCAAACGGUCGACGGCCUGCAAAAAGCGCUCCAGGAGAUCCAAACAGUGCGCAAACAAGAGCUCAAAGAACUCGUCGAAGCGAAUCAAGCAGAGCAGGACGCGCUGCGGAAACAAUUAGCAGAUUUACAAGCUACGCAUGAAUCCACGACCACCGAACUAGCCGAGACGAAACAGCAACUCGAACGCGCGUUGCCUUUCGAAAAGGAAGUUAAAGAGAAGAACCUCCUGAUUGGCAAACUAAGGCACGAGGCCGUCAUUCUAAAUGACCAUCUCACCAAGGCCUUACGAUUUUUGAAAAAGGGAAAGCCGGAGGAUAAUGUGGAUAGACAAAUCGUCACGAACCACUUUUUACAUUUCCUCGCGCUGGACCGGUCGGACCCCAAAAAGUUCCAGGUCUUGCAACUUAUUGCUGCCUUGUUAGGCUGGAACGACGAGCAGCGCGAGCAGGCUGGUCUGGCGAGGCCAGGGGGCGCAGGUUCCAUCUCUCUGACAGGAUCCCUACGCCUGCCUUCGUCGCCUAUCGUUCAUCGCACACCGAGUACGCCGGCGUUGCAUCACGACUAUUUCGGUGCGGAUAGUACGACAAGUCCAGCUAGCAGAGAGACGCUGGCUGAGUUGUGGCAGAACUUCCUCGAGCAGGAAGCAACUCAGACGAAGACGGGCAAGUCUAGACAAGCAAGUCAAAGCAUGAAUCCGCCGUCCGCUAGAUGAUAUAAUAUACCCCGAGACAACAAAGAUCAAUCUUGAGCCGCCAUAUUUGAGGUCGUGGUCAUCUGUAGCACUAUAUGCUCCUGUACGUUCUAAUACCUAGCAAUGCUUCCAAAACCU